Messenger RNA from Notolabrus celidotus (New Zealand spotty), 1930 nucleotides. It is a transcript of the gene p2rx1, whose product is annotated as purinergic receptor P2X, ligand-gated ion channel, 1. The record is from RefSeq and is a predicted model, not a curated record. Gene Ontology annotation, biological process: monoatomic cation transmembrane transport; response to ATP. The transcript has 14 exons. NCBI's taxonomy places the organism in Eukaryota, Metazoa, Chordata, Actinopteri, Labriformes, Labridae. Gene Ontology annotation, molecular function: purinergic nucleotide receptor activity; ATP binding; extracellularly ATP-gated monoatomic cation channel activity. Bases 164 to 1438 code for a protein of 424 amino acids. Gene Ontology annotation, cellular component: plasma membrane; nuclear inner membrane.
UCUCUCCAGGACGCCUCAUGAAGUGAGAGCAGGCAGAGGACCUUCACCACUGUAGAGCGGAGACCAGGAGGACGAGAAGAAGUGGGACCUGGGUGUUUAUAUGCCAGUGGGGUGAAAAGAGAGAGAGAGACCCUCGUCUCUGUGGGUCAGCUGAUGACAGAAGAUGAAGAACCACAUCACCAAUGCCCUCUCAGACUUCUUCUUUGAGUAUGAGACCCCACGCCAGGUGCUGGUGAGGAACAGGAGGGUGGGAGUGGUGUGCCGUCUCAUCCAGCUUGGGGUCCUGGCUUACAUCAUCGGGUGGGUGUUCAUCUACGAGAAAGGAUACCAGUCCACGGACACAGCAGUGAGCUCAGUCUUCACCAAAAUGAAAGGAGUGGGCUACACCAACGAUAAAGGAAAAGAGAGAGUCUGGGAUGUGGCUGACUAUGUCUUUCCUCCGCAGGGUGACUCAUCGUUUGUGGUGAUGACAAACUACAUCAUAACUGAGGGUCAGAACAUGUCAACGUGUCCAGAGCUUCCAGGCAAACACAACUGUAGCUCAAACAGAGACUGUGAAGGAGGGAGUUUCAAACGUACGGGACAUGGACAAAUGACGGGAGUUUGUAUGAAUACCACAAAGACCUGUGAGGUCCUGGCCUGGUGCCCUGUGGAGGAUGACCACACCAUACCAGACCCUCCUCUGUUGAUGUCUGCAGAGAACUACACACUGUUCAUCAAAAACUCUGUGACUUUCCCCUUGUUUGGUGUCACAAGGAGUAACCUGGUGGAGGGCAUUGAUGCUGGUUACAUUAGUAAAUGCCUCCAUGAUCCAGAGAAAGCUCCACUGUGCCCCAUAUUCAAACUGGGAGACAUUGUCAAACUUUCUGGCUUCAAUUUUGAAACAAUAGCCAAAGUGGGAGGAGCCAUUGGUAUAGUGGUGGACUGGACAUGUAACUUUGAUGUGGAUGUGAGACACUGUAAACCAAAGUACAACUUCCAUGGUCUGUAUGGAAACCCCACAGAGACAGACAAAGCCAGAGCCUCAGUGGGCUACAACUUCAGGUUUGCAAAGCACUAUAUGGAGGACAGAAUUCAGAGAAGAACCCUCCUCAAAGUGUUUGGGAUCAGGAUUGACAUCAUUGUUCAAUCACUGGCGAGAAAAUUUGAUAUCAUCCCCACACUGACAGCUAUCGGCUCUGGAGUGGGCAUCUUUGGAGUGGCCACUGUAGUGUGUGACUUGGUGCUGCUCUAUUUGCUCCCAAAAAGAGAAUUUUACAAGAACAUGAAAUUCAAAUACACAGACACACAUAUACAGCCUGACAGCGAGUCGCUUGGUUUAGACACCAGCGUCUAUUACACCAUUGAAGCAAAGGAAAGACAAACCCAAGGCAUUGACAAGUCCAACGAUCCUGAUUCAGAGGCAGGCAGCAUAGAAACUGAGGUGUCUAAAAAAUGAUCUGGGAGAAAGCUUGUAAAGUGCUUUUUGGAUUGCACUGGGACCCUGCAAUAAACCCUGCAACACAACACACAAACACACUCUGAGUGUACUCGGGACUGGAGCGGACAAACUCAGACAUUGCUCUACAUGUCCCCGUCUUCCUCCUCUCGAUCUUCCAGCUGUGUCUUCUAACAACACCUCCCACCCUGGGAGACUGUGACUCUUACUAGCGUAGCUCAGCUGUGUGUGUGUACUUUUUUGGGUGUAGCUCUGUUUGCUUUUAUUCAUACUUUGGGUGUAACCCUCCACCUCCUAACUUUCUCCACAUUGAUGCAGGUGAAAGAAGACUAUCUGGCACUUGUGUGUGUACACAUAUCAUCCAUCAUGAUCUCUGUCACUGUCUUUGUCAAAGCAAGAAACACACACAUGGCGUGCCAUCAUUGGAGUGAUUCACCCUGUUUGCACCUUGUGAUCAACAGCUGAGUUUAAAUAAAAGAUGUACAUUUGUGG